Molecule: messenger RNA, 486 nt
Organism: Ostertagia ostertagi
Lineage: Eukaryota; Metazoa; Nematoda; Chromadorea; Rhabditida; Trichostrongylidae
Source: the annotation of a GenBank genome assembly
AUGAAUUCGGAAUGCGUGAGCGGUCAUUUAAAUAUAUUCAAUUGGAAAGUGAUGCUGACAAUUCUCUACAUGACAAUUCCAAUAACUCCCGUCUACACCGCCAUUCUCAUUGUUAGAAAAUUGACUAUAACAAGACUACGUGCAGAGAGGAUCAUGUCAGAAAACCGAAAGCAGCUUCACGCGCAGCUUCUCAAAGCGCUCACUAUACAGGCAUGUUUGCCAAUAUUCUUCUUGGUUCCUGUUAUCACCUAUGCGAUUGGUCAGUUUGGCAUCUAUAAUCAUCCUGUUCUUGAGUAUUCUACCUUUCCACUGGGCAACUUCAUACCAGCGAUGAGUCCAGUUACUUCAAUCUAUUUUGUACGACCUUAUCGUAUAUGGAUAAGAGAUAAGUUAUUCUGUCGGCGUCAAGUAGCAUCACCCUCAAUUUCACCGUCACGAAUAGCUACGAUGCGUGGUAGCAUAGAAGCCAGCAAAACAAACUUCUGA